Molecule: messenger RNA, 1779 nt
Organism: Pedinophyceae sp. YPF-701
Lineage: Eukaryota; Viridiplantae; Chlorophyta; Pedinophyceae
Source: the annotation of a GenBank genome assembly
AUGUCUGCGGACGAGCUGAAGGCGAAAGGCAACGCAGCCUUCUCAGCUGGGCAGCAUGAGGAGGCCAUCAAGUGGUUCUCGCAGGCCAUCGAUGUAGCGCCCAGCAACCACGUCCUGUACUCCAACAGGUCGGCGUCCAACGCAGCGCUCAAGAGGUGGGACGACGCCCUGGCGGACGCCCGGAAGUGCACGGAGCUGAACCCGACGUGGGCCAAAGGCUUCUCGCGGCUCGGGGCAGCCCUGCACGGGCUCGGGAAGCUCGCCGACGCGGCCGCGGCGUACGCGCAGGGCCUGGAGGUGGACCCGGAGAACGCGCAGCUGAAGGAGGCGGCGGCGGACCUGUCGCGGGCCAUCAAACUGCGCGUGACCAUGGCGGGCGCGUCGGCGCCGCGCGACGAGUCCGGCCUGGCGCCCGUGGCGGCGAUGCUGAGCGACCCGAACAUGAUGGCGCUGCUGGUGACGAACCCGAAGACGCGGCCGUUUUUGCAGCAGCCGGAUUUCCUGGACAAGCUGCGCGAGGUGCAGAACCAGCCGGAGACGCUCUCGAAGCACGCGGCGGACCCGCGCGUGCGCGUGGUGCUGGAGGAGGUCCUGGGCGUGAAGCUGAUGUCGCAGGAGGACGUGAUGCGGCAGGAGGCGGAGCGAGACGCCAAGUUGGCGGAGGAGCGCAAGCGGCGGGAGGCGGAGGCCGCGGAGAAGGCGCGGCGGGAGGAGGAGGAGCGGCUGCGGCGGGAGGAGGAGAGCAUGACGCCGGAGCAGAAGGAGGCGAAGAAGCGGCGGCAGGAGGCGCAGGGGCUGAAGGAGGAGGGCAACGCGUGCUACAAGAAGCGGGAGUUCGCGCGGGCGGUCGAGCUGUACACCAAGGCGAUGGAGCUGGACGACUCGGACGUGAGCUUCCUCACGAACCGCGCGGCGGUGCACCUCGAGACGGGCGACCUGGAGGCGUGCAUCCGCGACAGCGACGAGGCGGUGCAGCGCGGGCGGGAGCUGCGCGCGGACUACAAGCUGAUCGCGCGCGCGCUGGCGAGGAAGGGCACGGCGCUGAUGCGGUCGGGGCGGAUGGAGGACGCGCGCGAGGUGCUGAACAAGUCCCUGACGGAGCACCGCACGGCCGACGCGCUCAAGAAGCUGCAGGAGUGCGAGCGCGCGAUCAAGACGGCGGCGGAGGAGGCGUACGUGGACCUGGACAAGUGCAGGGAGGAGAAGGAGAAGGGCAACGCCGCGUUCCAGCAGCAGGACUUCCCGACCGCGGUCAACCACUACAGCGAGGCGCUGCGGCGCGGGCCGCCGUCGCACAACGACGAGGCGCACAAGCUCUUCAGCAACCGCGCGGCGUGCUACACCAAGCUCGGCGCGUGGUCCGAGGGCCUCAAGGACGCGGACAAGUGCAUCGAGCUGGCGCCGAGCUUCAUCAAGGGCUACAUCCGGAAGGCCAACCUGCUCUUCCUGAUGAAGGACUACGACGAGGCGCUCGAGACGUACCGCGCGGGGCUCGCGGUGGACGAGGGCGACGCGGAGCUGCAGGAGGGCAUGCACCGCACCAUCCGGCAGAUCUCCAUGGUCAACAGCGGGCAGCUCGGGGAGGAGGAGCUCAAGCGGCGGCAGGAGAAGGCGAUGGCGAACCCGGAGAUCCAGAACAUCAUGAGCGACCCGGUGAUGCGGCAGGUCCUGCAGGACCUCGGGCAGGACCCCAAGUCGGCGCAAAAGCACCUGGGCAACCCGGAGAUCAUGCGCAAGGUCAACGUGCUCGCGCGGGCGGGGAUCCUGCGCAUGGCCUAG